Messenger RNA from Eupeodes corollae, 801 nucleotides. Its product is annotated as protein sisterless A. The record is from RefSeq and is a predicted model, not a curated record. The coding region runs from base 99 to 683 and encodes 194 amino acids. The transcript has a single exon. Lineage: Eukaryota; Metazoa; Arthropoda; Insecta; Diptera; Syrphidae.
UAGAAGUAAAGUGACAUCUCAACUGUCAAGAGUGUUCUUUUGAAGAAAAACAAAAUCAAUUUUUAUUUUAUUCUAAAUCAAAAAGAAAAUAAACCAAAAUGCAAAACGAAAUUCAAGUUCAAGCCGCCAACAAUUAUCUUUCGGGAAUGUUUUUACAAAAACUCUACCCUCCUACAUCGGAGCCCAUGGAUCUAAAGUCUUUUGCCUGUUAUCAAGAAUUGACACCGGAGAGUGUUGACACUGUCAUCGAUUUCGAAAUGAAGAAAGUAAUGGCCAAGUAUGCUGCCGAAGAAGAAUCUUUCGUCGAUCAGAAAUUAAUCGAGAAUCCAGUGAUCUGUGAACGUCGACAAUCAAAUCGGUCUGGAUCCGAAUCAAGUUCAUCAACUCGUGAUCCAUUGCAACAACAGAGAGCGGAAUCGUGUCGGAAGUCAAGAAUCAAUAACAAAAUCAAGAAAGCCAAAUCGAAGUUCCGUCAUAAGUUCAUCACAAUGAAAUUGGCACAAAAUGCUGCUGCCCUGCAAUGUAUUCGAGAUGUGAUUUCCCAUGCCGAAGCGAAGCUCAAGAGUACCGGAUAUAGUGAGGCUGCAUUGAGGAAGCUGCGGAAUGCGAUGGGCGUUGACAGAAUGGAAAUCGAUAAUUUGACAGAUAUUACCCGACAGUUGGGCAAUGUUUCUGACAAUUAAGAUAGAAUUUUUAAUAAGUAAUUUUUAAAAGAAAUGUAAAUAAGUAAAUCAAUGUAAAUAAUGUAAUAAUUUAAAAGAAAGUUAAAAAUACAAAAUAUUUAUUAUUUAUAAAAUGUAU